Phytophthora sojae is the source of this 417-nucleotide messenger RNA. RefSeq lists its product as hypothetical. The transcript has a single exon. NCBI's taxonomy places the organism in Eukaryota, Oomycota, Peronosporomycetes, Peronosporales, Peronosporaceae. Bases 1 to 417 code for a protein of 138 amino acids. The record is from RefSeq and is a predicted model, not a curated record.
AUGGCGCUCACGCUCACGCUGACGAGCGCGUCGCUGGUGCUGCUCGACCAGCGGGAGGGCGACGCGCUGCUGCAGCUCGGGCCCCUCGUGUCCUCGUUCCUCGGGCCGUCGCCCCACCUCUCGCUGAGCGAGGCGUGCGCGCUCUCCUCCACGUCACUCCUCGACUGGAUGUGGAGCCGCAGCUGCACGUCCGUCGGAGGUAGAAGGGCCGGCUGGAGGCUCUCCAACUACCUCCGAUCGGGGCCGCUCUACCACCGCUGGCAGUUCUGUGUCUUGAGUGGGAACGGUGGUCACCGUCUCGGGUACGGUCGUGACCGUCCUCCGGCUGUCCGUCAAUCGGCACGUGGACUACUACUCGAGGAUCAGCUGUUCGAGGAUGAGCUGACUGAACAGUCAUUGAACUUUAGCGAGGAUUAG